GGGGUACUGAGAAAAGUUUCCAAAAAGCAAUCACUUGCUAUCAUGGUCUACUAGGAAAUCCAUCAACACUUAGCUACCAAACAAAAAACCAGUCACAUGGCAUGUACAACAUGAUACACACCAUCUCCUCUUCAGUUGCUGAGAUGUUUCCACUGUUCCAAGUCCAGGUUUUUAUUCUACCCUUUACUCCACUUCACUACCAAUACUUUUUACUAGUCUCAAGUACACAAUAAAAGCAACCAAAACUGUACCUUCCUUGGCCUUCAAGUCUUAUCAGUUUGCUUCUUCUACAUAUAACUCAAAAGGACUUGUUGCUCAAGCCCUUCCAAACCCCAAAAAAUGACCACAAAAAUCCUAAGCUCCACAAACAAUGGUUUUGAGAGUGAAUGUAAGCAGAUUCAUGACUCUUGGGGCAACCUAAACCAACUGGUUCAAGUCUUGGCUAGCCGGACCAAGCACGAGCGCCGGCAAAUCAAGGAGACUUAUAAGGAAAUGUAUGGAGAAGAAUUGGUGGAUCUUAUGCAAAGAAUGGUGAGCCAGAGAGAUAAUCAGGCCAAGAUUGCCUUGUCUAUGUUCAUGCUAGACCCUCAUGAGAGAGAUGCUAUGGUAGCAAGGAAAGCACUUGAAGAUACCAAUUACAAGGCACUUGUUGAAAUUUUUCUGGGUAGGAAAUCAAGUCAUAUUGUGCUCAUCAAACAAGCCUAUCAAGCAAGGUUUAGGAGGCAACUUGACCAAGACAUACUCAACAUUGAACCCCCUCACUCAUAUCAAAAGAUUCUUGUGGCACUGUCUGCAUCACACAAGGCACACCAAGCAGAUGUUAGCCAACACAUUGCAAAGUGUGAUGCAAGAAGGCUUUAUGAAACAGGGGAAGGAAGCUCUGGAUCAACCAUUGAAGAAAAUAUUGUGCUUGAGAUUCUCAGUAAAAGAAGCAUUCCACAGUUGAAGUUGGCAUUUUGUUGCUACAAACACAUCUAUGGACAUGACUACACAAAGUCUCUCAAGAACAGGAACUCCAUUGAAUUCUCAGAUUCUCUAAGAAUGGUUGUGAAAUGCAUAUGUAAUCCUCCCAAUUACUAUGCCAAGGCUCUGUAUGGAAGCAUUAAGGGGAUCACAGCAACUGAUAAGGAUGCCUUGGUGAGGGUGAUUGUGAGCAGAACAGGUUGUGUAGACAUGGAAGAGAUUCAAAGGGAUUUCAAGAAGAAAUUUGGGGUGGAAUUGAGAGAUGCAAUCUGUGAAAAUAUUCCUUCUGGGGAUUACAGAGACCUUCUUGUUGCCUUAGCUACAAAAGCAAGUACUUCCAUUAGAGCCUCUGCAAUUACUUCUGAAUUUCUUUAGUGGAAAGCACCCUUUUUUUCCAGUAAAAGUCAAAGUUGCUUUCUUGAAUGUACAUACUAGUUUCCAAGAAGCACUAGUUUGGUGUGCUUCAUGUUAUUCAACCAAGAGACACAGAAUAAACCCAUGUUUGGUAAAUGUUGUGUA
This is a messenger RNA of Tripterygium wilfordii, 1482 nucleotides long. Its product is annotated as annexin D8-like. The record is from RefSeq and is a predicted model, not a curated record. Bases 340 to 1338 code for a protein of 332 amino acids. Lineage: Eukaryota; Viridiplantae; Streptophyta; Magnoliopsida; Celastrales; Celastraceae. The transcript has 4 exons. Gene Ontology annotation, cellular component: cytoplasm. Gene Ontology annotation, molecular function: calcium-dependent phospholipid binding; calcium ion binding.